AUGGUGGGUUCAGGUUCUGCAGGUGGAGAUUUACGAACUCCACAGUUCAACGGUUCAAACUAUGAUUUUUUGUCAGUAAAAAUGGAGACUAUCCUCAUAGCAUAUGACCUAUGGGAUGCAGUGGAGAUUGGAAUACAACCACAGCCGAUUAUUGAGCAGGAAGCAGGCUCUGAAGGCACUGGAGAUGAAGAGAGUGAGGUUGAGCAAAUCCCAGUGGAAGCACCUACUAUCUCCAGAGAAGAUAAGAUCAAAAAUGCCAAGGCUUUGAGUCUUAUUCAAGGAGCACUGACAGAUGAACUCUUUCCUCGCAUCAGAAAUGAGAAGACUGCAAAAGGUGCUUGGGAAAUUCUAAGAAGAGAGUUCAGAGGAGAUAAAAAGGUAAGAGCUGUGAAAUUACAAGCUAUUAGAGCUGACUUUGAAUAUUUGAGAAUGAAUGAUGUUGAAUCUCUGGAUGACUACUUGGCUCGUUUUUUUGAAAUUGUAAACAACCUGAAAUCUCUAGGAGAAGAUGUAACAGAGAAAAGGAUUGUCCAAAAAUUGUUGAUGAGUCUAAGUAGGAGGUACAAGUCCAUAGUGUCAAUCAUUGAAGAAACCAGAGAUCUUGACACUAUUAGAGUUGAAGAAAUUCUUGCAUCUGUCAAGGUUUAUGAUAAGAGAGAGGAUUUGCAUGAUGAAAGGGACAAAUUGGCAGGAACUGAGAAAGCUUUUAGCAGUCUCAGAGUUGGAAAUGAUCAAGCUUCUGGAGCUAACAAAAGUUCUCAGGGAAAGCAAAAUCAAAAAUGGCAAGGACAAAACAAAAAGGGCUCAAAUUGGUCUCAAGGUGGAAACUUUAACAACAAUAAUGGCUCAAAUUGGAAUAAUGGCUCUGGAGGGAAUUGGAACAGCAGCUUCAAUUCACAAAACAAGCAAGGGAGUAGUAGUCAAGGUGGUGUGAAACCACAGUGCCAAGUGUGUCAGAAAUACCAUUUUGGUAUAUGCAGAUAUAAGGGAAAACCCAAGUGUGGAAAGUGCAGUCGAUUUGGUCAUUUAACUAAGGACUGUGAAAGUGGUAAACAAGUUGCAAACUGUGCAAAAGAGGAAGAAGUAACCACAGGAACAAUGUUCUAUGCUUGUCAUGCAAGCUCAAUUGCAUCAAGCAAGUCUGUGUGGUUUGUCGACAGUGCUUGCAGCAAUCACAUGACCUCUCAAGAGUCCUUGUUGAUCAAUCUUGAUAGGUCAGUGACCUGCAAAGUGAAAAUGGGCACUGGUGACCUUGUUCAAGUCACAGGAAAAGGGACACUAGUAGUUGAGACAAGAAAAGGGAGAAGAUAUAUAAAUGAGGUGUUGUUAGUCCCUGGUCUGGAUGAGAAUUUGUUGAGUGUAGGACAAAUGAUGGAGCAUGGGUACUACAUUCUAUUUAGAGGAAACUAUGCAUUAAUAUGUGAUGAUAGCAGUCUUGACAAUGUUGUUGCCAAAGUAGCAAUGGCUGGAAAUAGAUGCUUUCCAUUGUCUAUGGAAUCUAUCUGCUCAAUGGGAAUGAAAGCAGCAGUACAAGAAGAUCCAUGGAUUUGGCAUAGAAGAUUGGGGCAUUUGAAUUUUGCAAGCAUGAAAAAAAUGUAG
Molecule: messenger RNA, 1599 nt
Organism: Prunus armeniaca (apricot)
Lineage: Eukaryota; Viridiplantae; Streptophyta; Magnoliopsida; Rosales; Rosaceae
Source: the annotation of a GenBank genome assembly